Messenger RNA from Oryza sativa Japonica Group (Japanese rice), 1649 nucleotides. RefSeq names its product probable magnesium transporter NIPA9. NCBI's taxonomy places the organism in Eukaryota, Viridiplantae, Streptophyta, Magnoliopsida, Poales, Poaceae. Gene Ontology annotation, cellular component: membrane. The record is from RefSeq and is a predicted model, not a curated record. Gene Ontology annotation, biological process: magnesium ion transport. Gene Ontology annotation, molecular function: magnesium ion transmembrane transporter activity.
AGAUAUCACGGGCGCGCGGCCGAAAAAGCGCAGGCUACCACGCGAGAAGCGAACGCGACCCGGCCACCACCACACCUCUCCUCCAGCUCGCGGUCUCCUCCUCCUCGGCUCCUCCCAAAAAAGAGCUCUAGAAUAAAAGAGAAGGGGAAACCCCCCCCCCAAAUCCCACGCCGCUCGGCUCACCGAGUGCUGCAUCGGAUCGGAUCGGGACGGCGGUGGCGGACGCGAGAUGUGGGAGUCGGUGGCGCUCACGCUGGCCGGCGCCGCCGGAAACAACGUCGGCAAGGUCCUCCAGAAGAAGGGCACCCACAUCCUCCCUCCCCUCUCCUUCAAGCUCAAGGUGAUUAGGGCGUACGCGUUGAACAGGCUCUGGAUCAGCGGAUUCCUCAUGGACAUGUGCGGCGCCGCGCUCAUGCUCACCGCGCUCUCGCAGGCGCCGGUCUCCGUCGUGCAGCCGAUCGCCGGCUGUGGCCUCGCCAUACUCUGCGUGUUCUCCCAUUUCUACCUCAAGGAGUCCAUGAACGGGCUCGACUGGGUCGCCAUCACAUUGGCCGGUCUAGGCACGAUAGGAGUUGGUGUUGGAGGCGAGGAGCAGAAAGUGGACAAAAUUCCACUGUUCAAUAUACCUUGGCUGGUGCUCUCCAUUGUCAUCUUGUUUGUUCUUCUCAACACUUGGCUUCAUAUCUACAAAAGGCAAAGGCGUGAACAAGAGUUGACUGGACCUGAAGUGAUCGAGGAGAUCAUAUAUGGAUUGGAAUCUGGCAUUCUGUUUGGGAUUUCAUCAGUGAUAUCUAAGACAGGAUUCGUGAUGUCUGAAAUGGGUUUUCCAAAGAUUGUUGUACCGGCUGCCAUUUCUUGUAGUGUGGGCUGCAGUGCUGUGGGAUUUGUUUAUCAGACUCGAGGUCUGAAGCAUGGAAGGGCAAUUGUUGUGUCCACUUGUACAUCAGUUGCAUCUAUUGUGUCUGGCGUUGUAGCUGGUAUGAUUGCGCUUGAUGAACAUCUUCCCACAGCUCCCACGGGCCGCUUUUUUCUCUUACUUGGAUGGUUCUUCAUUAUUACAGGAGUGAUACUUCUUGUUAGUUCAACCCGGAUAAUUGCUCGGCUACCCAGAUCUAUGCAGAAGUUUUUGAAGAGUAAUGUGGAGCGUACCCACAGCAUCAGGAGGCCUAGCUCAGCGCGAGGAAAGGACCCCAUCCCAAGCACAACAAUCCAUGCAUCCACAUUGCAUCUGCUAACAUCUCCAUCGAAAGAGAAGGCCUAGAAAAAGUUCCUGCUGGAGCAAGAUUGUUUUGGCACCUCAAAUGUGCCAUGUUGUUUAAUUGACUCCUGAUGUGAAUGUAAAGUCUAGAGUAGCAUCUUUAAAGUUUGGGUUGGUGAUAUCGUAUACUGCUUGUCUGCUCUUAUUGAUCUAUACAGCCUCUUUGGAAAACUUAACCUUGCAUUUUGACCAGGUUUCAUCUUUUCAUUCGGUUAGUUGGCAACUGCUAAAUCGGUUUGUUCUGUUGCAUGAAAGUUUUUUUUUUCUUUUGUUUGAGGUACUGACUACUGUUAUGCCUUUUCUCGAGCUUGUGUAAGUAAAGGCAUUUAACAGCUCUUUGUUAUGUUUUUACACCAGAAUGACAUCUACAAUAAGCAGUGUUAUGUUUUUA